AUGCGGCCUUCCGCUGGGGUGAGACGAGGGAGGAGAGGGUUGAGCACGGACGCGUGCGCGGCGCUGGGCGAAGCCGGGAGAGAGGAAGACGAGGAGCGAAGAGCCGAGGGCGGUGGUCCGUCGGGGCUUUUGGCAGAGCGGGCGGGCGGGCGCCGGGCGGGCCGUGAAAUAAUCCAGCAACGGCCGGGCCAUCCUCUGUUUUUUUUUAAAAAUCCACCUCCGCUCCCCGCCCCACUCCUAGCACCGAUCCCCGUCCCUACGACGCGCCGGCGGCGAUGGGCAUCCCGGCGAUCACCACGCGCCUCGGCGUCUCGGGGUCCCGCACCGGCGCACCGUCAUCCACAAGGCCGGCGAGCUUCGUCGCCUCUACGACGUCAACUUCGACUCUUCUGUCCUCGGCAUGGGCGAGGUCUACAAGGCCAUCAUCUGCCUGGAGAUCGCUGCGUCCAGUUCCUGGUGAUAUUUGAACGUGCGGAGGCUGUGCACAUGAGCGGGAUUUCUGAGAAGGCGUACAUCAGAUCAUCUAAUGCUGGUCAACUGUUCGAUGAAUUGCCCGUGAUGACUUUACAUGUGUGUGAAUUGGGCAUCCAGUUUGGUUGUGUCAGGUUGAUGCCUUUUGUUCACAAGGGAUUAUCGAUGUAAGUCUUCUCUCAUGGCAGUCGAAUUGCACUUGCAUCAAUAUUUGAGGGCUUAUUGAUUGUGAAUUUUUUUCUUGAAACCAUGAA
Messenger RNA from Sorghum bicolor (sorghum), 725 nucleotides. RefSeq lists its product as uncharacterized. Bases 1 to 642 code for a protein of 213 amino acids. The record is from RefSeq and is a predicted model, not a curated record. The transcript is spliced from 5 exons. Lineage: Eukaryota; Viridiplantae; Streptophyta; Magnoliopsida; Poales; Poaceae.